Stereum hirsutum FP-91666 SS1 is the source of this 2826-nucleotide messenger RNA. RefSeq lists its product as uncharacterized. The coding region runs from base 1 to 2826 and encodes 941 amino acids. Gene Ontology annotation, biological process: chloride transport; transmembrane transport. Gene Ontology annotation, cellular component: early endosome; membrane; Golgi apparatus. Gene Ontology annotation, molecular function: voltage-gated chloride channel activity. The transcript is spliced from 16 exons. Lineage: Eukaryota; Fungi; Basidiomycota; Agaricomycetes; Russulales; Stereaceae. The record is from RefSeq and is a predicted model, not a curated record.
AUGUCCCGACGUUCGCUCAACACCGCGUCUGCCAGCGAGGAACCGUCUGGUCCCCUCAGCGGCCCUAGCACUCUUGAUUGGCGUCGCACACGGCUCCUUAGAAUCGGAUCUGCUCAGAACCUCCAGCAGCCCGACCCUCCAGGCGGCGUCGAGUCUGCUAUAGACUCGGAACACACACCUCUAAUCACAACAGGCCACGAACGACCUUCACUGAGAGCACAUCAUUCUUCCUAUGGCGCCCUACCCACAGGCGGUCAGUCCCGUACACAGUCUAAACCUUCUUUAAGCUUCCGCGCCCGUCACGGCCAUCCCCCUCUCCCAAAGCUUGCCCUCCCCACCCGUCUCUCCAUCUCCAAUCCUCCCACCCCCUUCGACCGUCACUCCUUUCGCAUCAACGCACAGCGUCCAAUUUCAGCUUACGAUGCCCCUCCCGGGCGCAAGACCACCGACGACGACCUUGCAGCACCCGAAAUAGUCGCCAAAGCGAAUGGAAUCCGCGUCUGGUAUUCCUCCUUCUCUUCUAUCGACUGGCUCCAUGAUGCUAUCAAGGACCGUGCUCGCCUCUAUCGCCUGCGUCGGAGGAAAUCCGUUCGAGGACGUGUGCGCAACUUGGCCGAUCGCCUUGCGGGGUGGUUCUUGGUGACAAUGGUCGGCUUCCUAACUGCCCUCGUCGCCUUUCUCAUCGUGCGCGGCGAACAAUGGCUCUUUGACAUCAAGGAAGGAUAUUGUGCUUCCGGUUGGUACAGGGCAAAGCGCUUCUGCUGCCCCUUUUCCGCACCUGAUGAUGAUCUGGUGUUGAGAUCUACGGCUGAAGAGGCAUGCGGUGCCUGGAGGACAUGGGCACAGGUCUUGAGCAGGAACGAUGCUUCAGAGACAUCCGAAACGGUCAUCGAAUACUUUGCCUACGGCUUCUUUGCUUUAUUGCUUGCCCUGUUGUCCUGUCUGUUGACGAUCUACCUCACUCCGUCCUCUUCCUUCUCUACCCGUAAAGAUUCCGGCGUCCUGGCUCCCCAGUAUGUCGACGAGAAUGCGAAGGAUAAGUCAGCUUCAUCCGCCUCGGAUAGAGGCACACCUCGCAAGGUGAUGUACUACGCUGCAGGGAGUGGUAUUCCAGAGAUCAAAACCAUUCUAUCUGGCUUCGUGAUUCACGGCUACCUUGGUGGUCGUACUCUAUUCACGAAGUCGGUCGGGUUGGCCCUGAGCGUUGCAUCCGGUCUCUCUCUCGGCAAAGAGGGCCCCUUCGUUCACAUAGCCAGCUGCAUCGGUAACAUCAUCAGUCGCUACUUCACCAAGUACGAGAAUAAUGAAGGAAAGCGUCGCGAGAUUUUGAGCGCGGCUAGUGCGGCAGGUGUUGCGGUCGCUUUCGGAGCCCCUAUCGGAGGAGUUCUCUUCAGCCUGGAGGAAGUCUCGUAUUUUUUCCCUCCAAAGGUCAUGUGGAGAACUUUUUUCUGUGCGAUGAUUGCGGCAGGAUCGCUUCGCUUCUUGGACCCAUUUGGCACUGGCAAGAUCGUCCUCUUUCAGGUCACCUACGACAAGGACUGGCAUGCCUACGAGCUCAUCCCCUUUCUCUUCCUCGGAGUCAUCGGCGGUGUCUACGGUGCCUUUUUCUCCAAACUCAACUAUCGCUGGUCGCGCGAUGUCAGGAACAAGUCCUGGCUCCGCACGCAUCCCGUUGCUGAGGUCCUCUUAAUCACGCUCCUCUCGACCGUGCUCGGUUUCAUCAACACGUACACCCACAUGGGUGGCACCGAACUUGUGUAUAACCUUUUUGCUGAGUGCCGGACUGGCUCUCCGAAUACACACUCUGGCCUCUGUGUGUUGGACCCUCCGAGUCAGGCGUGGCCGGUCAUCAAAGCUGUGUUCAUCGCUAUGGUGGUCAAGGGAGUCUUGACGAUCAUCACCUUUGGCAUCAAAGUACCCGCAGGAAUCUUCAUACCAUCCCUCGGGGUUGGAGCUUGCGCCGGCCGUAUCGUUGGCAUUCUCAUACAAUGGGCUCAAUGGCAUUGGCCACAUGCCCGCGUGUUCCGCUCAUGCGGAGGAGAUCUCGACUGUGUGGUUCCCGGGCUGUACUCCAUGGUCGGUGCGGCGGCCUCGCUGAGCGGCGUGACGAGGACGACGAUUAGUCUGGCUGUGAUCAUGUUCGAGCUGACCGAUUCAUUGAGUUACGUGAUUCCGGUUAUGUUGUCGGUGCUGGUGGCCAAGACGGUGGCGGAUGCAUUGGAGCCGAAGGGUAUCUAUGAUCUUGUCAUUGAUCUCGCUCAACUCCCUUACCUCGACGCCAAACACGAAUAUCUUUGGGGCAGUCUGGGGGUUAAUGAUGCCGUUGAACGCGAGGUGGAAGUAAUCCGCGUUGACACGCCUCCGACGGUCAAGACCCUCCGCGAUCAGCUGCAGAUCGUCGUUGCCUCUGGCUACGCAGACGGCGGGCUUCCGAUCCUGUAUCAGGACGAUGGCGGCUCCAGAAUGGUUGGAUAUAUCGGAGCUAGUGAACUCGAACAUGCUCUCAGCAUCGUAGCUGACGAGGCGGACAGCGCAGUACACUUCACUGGCACGAGGGGAUUCAGAUUUACCGACCUAUCGUCUUCGUCCGUGUCAUCAUUCAUCAAUCAUCCGUCAGGUUAUGAUCCCUUGGAUUUCAGUGUUUAUAUGGACCAGGCGCCCCUGACGGUUCAAUUGAACUCUCCGCUAGAGCUCGUACACCAAUUCUUUGUCAAGUUAGGCGCACGCUAUGUCGUCGUCCAAGACUCGGGAGGAUACUACGAAGGCGUAAUCGACAAGAAAGCGUGGCUUGCGUUCUUGGGAGAGCUCGAGCAUAAGGCAUACUAG